GGGUCAAACCUCCGUGUUUGACACAUAAAUAACACUUAGCAAAUUAGAAUUUGUACAGCCCCCUUUUCCAUGGCCAUCUCCACCACCUCCACGGCGCCAAGCCUCCACCCACCAAAUUACUAUUUGUUAUAAUUAUAUACCUUUCUUCUAAAUUGAUAAAUAAAUUCUUAAUAUUUGAUACUAACAUUCCAACGUUUCGAACAAUAAAAUUUUUUUCUAUUAAAGUAAUCAAAAUUUGUUUUUUAAUUUUUUUUAUAUCGUUUUCUAAGAAAAGUUUUGGCUCCAACUUACCUGGGAUGCGAAACCAAUAACAUUUUGAAACUUCCCACCUUUCCAAUCGUUCACUUAGCGUUUCAUUUCCAUUUUUCUUAAACAUUUCAAUUUUUUUCUCUUGAUUUUGUUCGAGUUAUCAAUGGAGACCUCUAAUCCCAGGGUUCAGUCGUUUGGUCAGACCGAGAUUAAUUGGGACAAGCUUGAUAAGACAAAAUUUUAUGGUGUUGGAGCUGGCCUCUUUACAGGGGUUACUGUGGCUCUUUAUCCGGUCUCUGUGGUAAAAACAAGGCUUCAAGUUGCUUCAAAAGAUACUGUUGAGAAAAAUGCAUUGUCUGUUAUUAGAGGGAUACUGAAGGCAGAUGGGAUUCCGGGUCUAUACAGAGGUUUUGGUACUGUCAUCACUGGUGCGAUUCCUGCCAGGAUAAUAUUUAUGACUGCUUUAGAAACAACAAAAGUAGCAGCUUUCAAGAUGUUAGAACCAUUUAAAUUGUCUGAAGCUACACAAGCAGCCUUAGCAAAUGGAAUUGCUGGCAUGUCAGGAUCACUUCUUGCUCAAUCUGUUUUUGUUCCAGUCGAUGUGGUUAGCCAGAAGUUGAUGGUACAAGGAUACUCAGGCCAUGCAAAGUACAGUGGUGGCAUUGAUGUUGCUCGUAAGGUUAUACGGUCUGAUGGCAUUCAGGGACUAUACAGAGGGUUUGGUCUAUCUGUUAUGACUUAUGCUCCAUCAAGUGCUGUAUGGUGGGCAAGUUAUGGUUCAAGCCAACGUGUCAUUUGGAGGCUCUUAGGCCGUGUCACAGAUCCUGAGAAAGCUCCACCCAGCCAGGGGACAAUAGCAUUAGUGCAAGCAACCGGAGGAAUUGUAGCAGGUGCAACUGCAUCCUGUAUCACAACCCCAUUGGACACUAUAAAGACUCGUUUACAGGUAAUGGGGCAUGAUAAGAGACCUUCCACAGUACAUGUUGUGAAAAAAUUGAUUGCAGAAGAUGGUUGGCAGGGUUUAUAUCGAGGGUUCGGUCCAAGAUUUUUCAGCAUGUCAGCAUGGGGAACUUCAAUGAUAUUAGCCUAUGAAUAUUUGAAGCGUCUGUGUGCAAAAGAAGAAGAGAUGGUGAUCUAAAUGGUGCCCAUAACCUUUGCUUAUUGCUGCACGGAUGGUGGAGAUUUGGGUUCAAAACUGGGAAAAAGUCAACAUAUUUUUGAAAAGGCUGUCCUGAUACAUAUUGCCCUUUUUUGCGGGUGCAAAAAAGUUUUCCACAUUUUUAAGAUCCAGAAAUAUAUUGCUCUUCUUGUAGCUAUCAUUAUCGUUUAAAUUGAGGACCCAAACUGAUGAUUGUUGAAGUGGAUUCUCUGACGAAUUCUUUAAAAAGCUUUAGUGGAUCUGGCUAAGAUUCUUUCAAGCUAGAUUUUUUUUCCUGUUACAAGAUUAUAUUGAAGUUACCUUUACAGGAUUACUCUAAGAAAACCAACUUGGAAGCUGUAGCAAAUGUAUUCUCAUAGGUCAAAACAAAUAAUUUUUUGUAAGACAAUUUCAUGUUGUUGAGUUACAUUUUGUUUACCAAACAGUAAAUUUGUAAUUUUCCAUUCUGAUAUUUGGAGUGGCAAAUUAAGUACUUUUUCUGGCUUAAA
Mangifera indica (mango) is the source of this 1896-nucleotide messenger RNA. Its product is annotated as solute carrier family 25 member 44-like. The transcript is spliced from 6 exons. The record is from RefSeq and is a predicted model, not a curated record. Gene Ontology annotation, biological process: transmembrane transport. NCBI's taxonomy places the organism in Eukaryota, Viridiplantae, Streptophyta, Magnoliopsida, Sapindales, Anacardiaceae. Bases 413 to 1387 code for a protein of 324 amino acids.